Molecule: messenger RNA, 351 nt
Organism: Pocillopora meandrina
Lineage: Eukaryota; Metazoa; Cnidaria; Anthozoa; Scleractinia; Pocilloporidae
Source: the annotation of a GenBank genome assembly
AUGAAAUCAGACGCGUACGGUAAAAUUUUCCUUUGGCCACCUCUUUUCGUUACUUAUGCUCCCAUCCUUUUCCUUUUGAUGGCGAUGCUGUGUUGCAGAAUUCCACUGGAUCGUGUCAGCCGCUGGGUUACCACAAAUGCAUUUUCCGAUAUAUUCAAGGAGAAGAAGAGGAAGACUUGUUGUCCUAGAGAAACAAAGUGGCUGUUUAAAGACAUUGAUAUGACAGAUGAUGAGGAAUUAUUAUCCAAGGUCCGAACCAGAUUUUUGAUGCUGUUUUAUGUGAUGUUUGGCUUAGUGCUGACAAUUUUUUGGCAGCUGCUUGUGCCAGGAUGUAAGUUACGACUGCGAUGA